UUCUUGAAAAAUGAGGUUGUCAAAUCAAACAUCCACAUCCCGGCAGACUUUACCAGUGAGAGAAUACAUCUUCCACGAGAUGUUCUGGAUUUAGAGGUAAGAUGCUUGCUCUCACAGUUGGUCACUAGUUUAUUUCCCAGCCGUGUCAUCAUUAGUUUGAUUUAACUUGUUUAUACCAAGUUAGGCCAAUGAUUACCAUUAAAUACAAUAAACUCAUUUUGCGAUCCCCUUUUCUACAUGUAUGUUAAAGUCUAGCUUGAUUAGUGUUAUGAUAUGGGGGGAAGGUUAGUGUUAGGACAUAGACAAACACACUACCAGGAUGCACUUCCACACUCCAUCCCCAGGUGGCAGCACCAACCGGGUCAAGGGCUGUACUCUGUCAGGAAGCACAACAGGUGGCGCCAAUCAGGUUGAUUGGCAAUGCAUGACCAGAGGCCUCAUGGCUUGUUUGGAGUUGUUUUGUGUUGGUUAACCUCUUUAGUUUAGGCAUUCCUCUUUGUAGUUUUCUUUUUGUAUAUAUUUAUUUAUUUGAACGAAUACUAAUCUGCUUGGACUGGCCGAUGAUGGGAGUCAUGACUGAACUGGCCCUGGACCUGUGGUAAGGUGGCUGUCUUCCGGGUACUGAACACCUGGUCGCAUAUGCUUACAUCUCACAUUUAUGCACACAUCCAAUCAAGCUACAGACUAUGUAGCUAGGCCUAAGACCCCUAGACAUAACGAGUGCAGCAAACCCAGUAGGCUAGUUAUCGGUUUUUGUAAAAAGGUGUUUGAUGUUAAUCUAACUUGUUUAUACCAAUUUAGUCCAACUACUAUCAUUUAAUACAAUAAACUCAUUUUGGGAUCCCCUUUUCUUCAUGUAUGUUACAGUCUAGCUUUGAUAAACUGGAGAAGGAGCUGAAGGAGAUCAACUCAAACCGAGACACCCUCAGGCAGAACUUCACUCAACUAAUGGAGAUCAACCAUCUCCUGCAGAUGACUGAUGACUUUUUUGAGGAGGUAAAUAGCGGACUGCAUUUGACUUAUGUCCUCCUAACAAAUAAUGGGAUGGCAAGACGGAAAGAUAAGAAUGUCAUAAAGAAUGAUAGCAUAAACAGUCCUGUUUCUUAUGUUGUGCCUAUAGGCUGAGUCCCAGCUUUCCAUCUCUGAGCUUCCUUCUGAAGACUCGGUGUACUCUUCCAGGAUGACAAGCCGACGCACCAGUUACACCAGCACCAAUGGACCCCUGAAACUUGGGUGAAUUAUUAGCCUUAUUUUACUAGUCAGGCUAACCACACACAAAAAACCCCACUGGAAUUGGUUUAAAGUAGGAGCCACCACCAUUUUCAGGUUGCUAUCUGGUUGUAGAGACGUCAGAUAACCAGAUGAAGUAACAACGUAUUUUUGCCAACUGGGUAGCAUGAUGCCUUCCUCUUGUAUCCCCAUGGCAGAUUUGUAGCAGGAGUCAUCAAACAUGAACGUUUCCCUGCCUUCGAAAAGAUCCUGUGGCGACUGUUUCAUGGAAACUUUGUCCUCCGCCAUGCUGAAAUCAAGCCCCAUGAGGAGGAGAACAUGGCUGUAAGGGAAAAGUUCACUAAUAAGCACAUGUUCAAACAUAAUUAUCUCCUCUAUUUUGAGGCAAACAACCAUAAAAGGUUGUUCAAUAGCUUAUAAUGGCAGAUGCGUGUUGAGUAAACAAACAUUGUUUUAUGCUCACAGGAGGAUCUAGAGAAGAAGGACGUGUUCGUAAUAUUUGUCCAAGGAGACCAGGUCAGAGGAAAGAUCAGAAAGUUAUGUGAUGGGUGAGUGAAAGAUCCCUUGAGUAUGUCAAAAGCCUUGAAAAUAAGUAAAUUAACCAAAAAAUAUAAAUAUUAUGUUCUACUUCAGGUUUCAUGCCAGCAUGUAUCCAUGUCCCAACAAUGCGUACGCAAGAAAGGAGAUGAGAACAAACGCCAACACACGCAUUGAAGACCUUCGAUUGGUAAAAGUCCAUUAUUGAACCCUUUGGCAAUGAAGCUGCAUAACUUUGAUCAGCUUUCAUCAGUCUUGGAUAUGCAUCUUAAUACAUACAUUACAUAUCAGUAGUGUGUCAGGACUUUCGCUAUCCUGCCUUAAUUAGUCGUAAUGUAAUGUCACAGAUGGAAGGAGAACAAUAUUUUACGUAAGAGGGAUGGAAGAAAACAGAAUACUUUCCUUUCUUUCUGGUCAUUAAACUUCUGUCAGGUCCUGAAGAGGACCGAGGAGUUCCGUGCGACUGCCCUGAAUGCAGCAGCAGCCGACCUCCAGGAGUGGACCACUAAAGUCAAGAAGAUGAAGGCCAUCUAUUACACACUGAACCUGUGUAACAUAGACAUCACACAGAAGCUGAUUGUUGCUGAGAUUUGGUGUCCAGUGUCUGACUUAAACUCUGUGCACACUGCACUGAUAAAGGGAUCAGUAAGUAUCCCGAACUUGCUUUAAUUACUAAGCAUUCAGGGUGUAAGCACAGAUUUUUGUAAAUGGAAUGUGUGUGUAUAUUUCUUGUGUGUGUGUCUGUGCUCUUUUAACAUUAGGAGCAGAGCGGCUCCAGUCUUAGCCCCGUCGUGAACAGAAUCCAAACCAAGCAGACACCCCCAACCUUCAACAGGGUUAACUCCUUUACCUCAGGUUUCCAGAGCAUCGUUGAUGCCUAUGGGGUCGGCAACUAUCAGGAAAUAAACCCAGGUAACAACACCACUAUCUCCUGUGUGCGCUUGAUUUACAUUGGAGUUUGCACUUUGGGGACUUCCAUUUGAUCACCCUGUUGCAGGAGAACCUGCAAUGCAAGAAAUGUAAAACUUGUAGUGUAUUUGAGAUUUAAAAUGCUUCUGAAGUUUGUAAUUUCCGGUAGAAAUUUCAGACUUUAUUUUCCUUUAUGAAAAAUGUAUCUACCUCUACAAACAUUUUAAUUCAUUAUAAUCCACAUAAUAAUUCACAUUUCCUGUUACUGCAGGAUUAUUUUCCUGCUGUAGCAAACUGGCUCAAAUUAAGAUCCUACAUCUGUAUUUGAAAGUAUUUGACAUAAUGUGACUGACCCAGAUCUUAUUAGCUUAUGUUUUCCUUUUUUUUGCUGUUACUAAUAUUGUAAAUAAAAGAGAAGUCCUUCCAAAGUCGUUUUGGCAGAGCACAACUGUUGAUUUCAUGUUUGAAUGUGAUGUCUUUCAGCUCCGUACACCAUGGUGACAUUCCCUUUCCUGUUUGCGGUCAUGUUUGGAGACUGUGGUCACGGUCUCGUCAUGACUCUGCUCGCUCUAUGGUUGAUCCUACACCAAGAACACUUCAGGAAGCUGAAGAACGAGGUAUGAAGAGCGCUCUGUCUGAGCCCUGAGGAUUAAUAGUAUUGAUGUCCGUCACUUGUGGUGUUUAAGUGCCACAGGUGAAAAGUCAACUUUAGAAUAUUUUAUUAUCAGGAAACCAUAGUUUUAGUGGAUUUAAAAAAUAUAUAUAUUUAUUUUUAAAUGUGUUACAACUACACUAACAUUGAAAGACAAUGUGGUGCAUUGUUUUGACUGUAACGUUAGUUACUCGUCCCUGCAGCUGAUUGACAUGCUGGUGGGAGGACGCUACAUUAUCUUCCUGAUGGGCCUCUUCUCCAUAUACACUGGCCUCAUCUACAACGACUGCUUCUCCAAGUCCUUCAACCUCUUUGGAUCCUCGUGGAGCGUCAGACCCAUGUUCCAUCCACACGGACCGUGGACGUGCGUUUGCUCCUUUAUUAAAGCAGGAAAUAGAGUAGGUAGCUUAGUGGUUAAGAGCGUUGUGCCAGUAACCGAAAGGUCGCUGGUUCUAAUCCCCGAGCCGACUAGGUGAAGAAAAAAAAAAUCUGUCGAUGUGCCCUUGAGCAAGGCAUUUAACCCUAAUUGCUCCUGUAAGUCGCUCUGGAUAAGAGCGUCUGCUAAAUGACGUAAAUGUAAUAAAGCGGUAAUAGAAUUAGUUAGUUGGAAUAAGAAUGUAAAUUGUAUGUUUGUUUUUGUGCUUUCUCCCCAGUAAUGAGACGUUGCAUGACUCUGGCCAUCUUCAUCUGGACCCCCUGGUGUCUGGAGUCUACUCUGGCAAUCCCUACCCAUUCGGUGUUGACCCGGUUAGUGUGUGCAAACUCUUCUAACCAUCUAACCCCACAUAGAUUUGAGGUCAAAGGGCAAAGGGUCAAAUACUUUUCUCUCUAUUUGCUGUUGUGAUAAAAGUGAAUAGCAUUGUUUUCAUCGUCAUUAUUUUACUGUCCAUGGACCAUUUUUUGUGUCAUGUCAUGAGUAGCGCUUUUCUCUGCUACUCCAUAAGGUAGGCUUUCCUUCAGUGUAUUUUAUUCUGGGUUUUGUUUCUUUCUUUCGUGUGUUUUGUUUUUAUUGUGUAUUAUAAAUGCUUGAGUACUAAGUUCUUAACCAGCUGGGUCGCUGUUAUUGAACUUUUAUUAAGAAUGAUCUUAUAUACGAUGUAACCUGAUCAGACUUUCUCUAUUUCAAACUGAUGUCUGAUACAGAUUUGGAAUAUUGCAUCGAAUAAGCUGUCGUUCCUGAACUCUUACAAGAUGAAGAUGUCUGUUAUAAUGGGAGUGGCCCACAUGCUCUUUGGAGUCACUCUGAGUCUGGUGAACUACAUGUAAGUAAAGUGCUUUCCAGACAGGAAGCGAAACUCGCCAAGUUUGCCAAAAUAGAGCAGAUUCCUAUUUUCUCCGCCUCCGCCAGGCGGCUUUCACGUUCAUAAGCACCGCCGACUGCUCCACCUGGAUAGAAUUCCCCCCCCCCCCCCCCCCCCACCUAGCUCCUUUGAAAGUGAAUGGGAAACUCUGUCACCGCUUCCUGUCUGGCAAGUCCUUAAUACUGACACAGAGGCAGUAGUAUCACUGUGAUAAUUACAUGUAAGAGUAACAGGGUAAUAAAGCAAAGUACAUGUAUUUUUCCAGGAGAACUACAGCACUUACUAAAACACUGUGUACAGUACUGUUUAUGAUAAACCAAUACACUGUCACUUAAAAUGUAGUGCCAAGUUAUUGCCUCCAACAGAAGACUUCCAUCAUCUGUAUCGUUUCAUUGCAGAUUCUUCAGAAACCUAAAGGACAUCGCGUUGCAGUUCAUUCCAGAGGUGAUUUUCAUGCUGUCUCUGUUUGGGUACCUGAUCUUCCUCAUUCUCUACAAGUGGUGUGUGGCGAUAAAGUCUGAAUCUGCUCCUAGCAUCCUGCUCCUCUUCAUCAACAUGAUACUCUUUGACUACGGCUCUGAGGGUGCUGUGCUUUACACAACACAGGUACAAUGGGUUUCUUCAACCUAAAAUAUCAUGGGUUCAUAAAAUAUCAUUUGUGGGUUCAUUUCCCGGAUUGGAACACAGACACAUACUCAAAAUGUAUGCAUUCACAGUACUUUAAGUGGUUUUGGAUAGAAGACUCUGCUAAGUGACAUAAUGUAAUUGUGUUUUUCAUCCAAGGAAACCACAUAAAUAGUUUCCAUGUAAUGUAUGCAUUUGUACACAAUAGAGGAUAGUCUCCUAUGUCCAGAUGCAACCGAAACCUCGAUAUGCAUUCAGUUCUAAGCGAAAACGGUCAUUUUCUCAUGUUUUAUUUUUAUCAUACAGAAACCUGUGCAAAUAUUUCUGGUGGUUGUUGCUGUGCUUAUGGUGCCUUGGCUACUGUUUGCCAAGACCCUGCUCUUGUAUAGAGAACACAAGCAAUCAAAGCUGGUAAGUAAACUAGACUAGAAUCAUGCAUUAUAAGUAGACGUUGGUAAAGCAAAAGUAUUGGAUUGACAAGGCAGUUUGUUCAUGUCAAUGUGUACUCUGUAAGUAGACUGUACUUGCCUAUAUAACUGCCAUGAAAAUACAUAUUUUAGUGAAACUUAAUAUACAAAUUAUUCCAACAGAAGCCCUCAAUAAACAAGUUUCCCAUGCAGGUUUUUGGGAUCUCCAACCAGGAGGCUUCAGAUAACAGGAAAGAGAAGGUAAGUCACUUCUAAAACAACAAUGUUUAUAAAUAAAUAUACAUGGUCAGAAAAUAUGUUCUGUAAUUUAUCAUGGUUAUUUUUAUUUCAAUAUUAACCACAACAUAUAGUUAUGUUUAUGGAACAAUUUGUUUAUGCAAACGGCUGUGCAUCUACAAGGGCCAAGAUAUCCUGUGGUGUUAUAAUUGGACCUUUUCUUAUAACUAAUCUAUAUCAAUGACCUUGCUGCUGUGUCUUCUACCAUACUUCCCAUUCUCUUUGCUGAUGAUACCAAUUACAUUUUAUCACAUACGAAUUUUGAUUCACUAAUUAAUUAAGCCAAUUCAGGUAUGGCCAAAUUUUCUGAAUGGUUCCAGAUAAACAAAUGAUCUUUAAAUGUUAAAAAAUCCAACAUUAUUUUAUUCACUAGUAAAAAUAAGAAAUAUUGUAAAGAAAAUAAAAAAGAGCUAGAAUCUCAGUUGGUGGGAAUGAAAUGGAACUAGUCACAUCCACUAGAUUCCUCAGAGUUCUAAUUGAUGAAAAGUUUUCCUGGAUCAUAUUCAAUUUGUCUGUAGCAAAGUGAUGAAAUCUCUCUCUCUCAUAUAUAAUCAAACAUGUUUUUUUCUUGUUUACUGAGUAUAUGGUGGUCCUCUGUAGCUCAGCUGGUAGAGCACGGCGCUUGUAACGCUAAGGUAGUGGGUUCAAUCCCCGGGACCACCCAUACACAAAAAAAAAAGUAUGCACGCAUGACUGUAAGUCGCUUUGGAUAAAAGCGUCUGCUAAAUGGCAUAUUAUUUAUUUAUGUACAAUUAUAAUUAAUAUGCUGUUUAACUGAUUUAAUAAAGAAAAAGGUUUUGUACUUAUAUUUGUGGUGUGGUUUUCAUAUCAGCCCUUUUGGGCUUCCAACCUCACCUGCACACAGUCUUUACCAGUUUAUUAUCUGUACUGUUUUGUCUUUCACUUUUCUUUGGCGUGAAUAAAAACAUCUACUCAAGCUUUUUUCUCAUUGCAGGUCAGUAUGGGUGACAUUUUUGUGUACCAGGGCAUCCACACCAUCGAGUACUGCCUUGGCUGCAUCUCCAACACAGCCUCCUACCUUCGCCUGUGGGCUCUCAGUCUAGCUCAUGCUGGUAGGGUAUUAUGCUGCACAACACUUUACCUCUUUGCAAUUAAAGUGUCCCACGCAUUAAAAGCUAUAUCCAUGUGGCUGUUAUGGUUAUGACCGUGCCUCUUCGACUUUCUGAUCCCCAAAAUGAAAAGGAUGACAUAAAAUGGUGGAGAGAAUAAACCUCAAUAACAAUCAUUCCAGGAGAAGAAUGUGGACCAAUGCUCUUAACCGCUAGGCUACCUGCCGUCACCUGUUAUGUUCAAAUUAAUUUAACUGUAUUCUAUGUUCCUGUGUAUGUUGUCUGUGUAGAGCUGUCUGAGGUGCUGUGGAAGAUGGUUCUGCAGGUGGCUCUGAGGGUUACCUCGGGGAUGGGCUCUGUUCUGCUGGCUGUGACCUUUGCUGUCUUCGCUGUCCUCACCGUCACCAUCCUCCUGGUCAUGGAGGGUCUUUCUGCCUUCCUCCACGCCCUACGGCUGCACUGGUAGGGACAAGCAACACAAACACGCAUGCAUCUAUGCACACACAAACGCGCACUCACACACCUGAUAUAGCUCACAUACAGACCUUGAGCUUAUUGACACAACUGAAGCGGCAAUGGCAGCAGUCAUUAAUCACAGUUGUUUCACCUAAUCUGAUGUAAAGAAUAUAACAAGAAGUGAAUUACACUUGAAUUAUAUUUCCAAAGGUUAUGUUUUUCUGUCAUUUGUCUUUUACAGGGUUGAAUUCCAAAACAAGUUCUACAAAGGAUCUGGGUACAAGUUCACACCGCUUUCCUUCGACAGGAUGCGAGACAUGCAG
Messenger RNA from Coregonus sp. 'balchen', 7806 nucleotides. The record is from the annotation of a GenBank genome assembly. Lineage: Eukaryota; Metazoa; Chordata; Actinopteri; Salmoniformes; Salmonidae.